AUGGAGGGCUGGUUAAGUUUGUGUUUCAUAGCUCUAUGCACGCUUGUGGCCCUCUGGUUUCGCAAGCUCUCUGGGGGCAAGAGAAAGCCACAACUGCCUCCUGGGCCAUGGACUCUUCCCUUCAUCAAAAGCCUCCACCACGUCGCCAGCGUGCUCCCGCACCGCAAGAUGAUGGAGAUGUGUCGCCGGCAUGGGCCGCUGAUGCACCUUAUGCUCGGCGAGGUCCCAACGGUGAUCGUCUCCAGCGCCGAGGCGGCGGCGCUGGUGAUGAAGACCAACGACCUUGCCUUUGCUGGCCGGCCUCGCAGCGCGACGCUGGACAUCUUCGGCUGCGGCGGGAGGGGCAUCGUCUUCGCCCCCUACGGUGACCCAUGGCGCCAGAUGCGCAAGGUCUGCACCAUGGAGCUCCUGAGCUCCAAGCAGGUGAGGCGUAUGGACGGUAUCAGGCCAGACCAGGUGGGCAGCCUUCUCCAUUAUGUCGCAGACGCGGCAUCCAUGGGUGCCGUCGUCAACGUCAGCGAGAAGAUGAUGGCGCUCAGCAACGACGUGGUGUCGCGGGCGGUGUUUGGCGGCAAGUUCCCGCAGCAGGAGGAGUACCUCCGGGAGCUGGAUGAGGCGUUCGUGCUGCUAGGUGGUUUCUGCCUCGUCGACCUCUUCCCGUCAUCGCGGCUGGCAAAACAUCGAUUACUAACUGAACUACAAGACCUGAAAAUAGCAAAAGAAAGCCAUGGAAUGGAAAACAGGCGGUGCAGAUUACUUCUUUAUCCUCCAGACAACUUUCUUCUUCUCCAUCCAACCGCCAGAUGGACCACCGGCCGAACCGUCGACCACCACCACCCGCGGCCAGCGGCGCUCCUGCUCAGCCUCACCGCCCCGCCCACCCCUCAUCCUCCUACCACCGACAUGCUGCUGCCCCUGGCCAUCCCUCCAGCCCCGGCAAUGACCAGUUUUUUCUCCGGCGAACUUGCACCACCGCCGUGCUGCCACCCCUACCUCCCCCCUUCAUCAACGAUAGAUGAUGGGGUAGCCUCCUAG
Triticum dicoccoides is the source of this 1035-nucleotide messenger RNA. Its product is annotated as cytochrome P450 71D7-like. The transcript is spliced from 3 exons. Gene Ontology annotation, molecular function: heme binding; oxidoreductase activity, acting on paired donors, with incorporation or reduction of molecular oxygen; iron ion binding. NCBI's taxonomy places the organism in Eukaryota, Viridiplantae, Streptophyta, Magnoliopsida, Poales, Poaceae. Bases 1 to 1035 code for a protein of 344 amino acids. The record is from RefSeq and is a predicted model, not a curated record.